Molecule: messenger RNA, 276 nt
Organism: Eruca vesicaria subsp. sativa (arugula)
Lineage: Eukaryota; Viridiplantae; Streptophyta; Magnoliopsida; Brassicales; Brassicaceae
Source: the annotation of a GenBank genome assembly
AUGGAUUCUCCUGGAAAGUUGCUUAACGUGAAGAUUCCGGUGCAAGCUCCAAACAAUAAGAAGCCUGAGAAAGAAGGAGAAGAGGAAGAUGGAUUCACAACUCCAAAAGGAGUGCAAUUUAUCAUUCCACCGCAGGUCAAGUGUCCUCCGGCUCCUAUACGCGGCGGUGUCCAACAAAAGACCAUCGAAAAACGUCGGAAAAAAUCCACCCCACGGAGGCUUACCUCCGUCGACGUUGAAGAUUUGAGCACUUUCUUCUCAGGAACACACAUAUAA